Populus nigra (black poplar) is the source of this 792-nucleotide messenger RNA. RefSeq names its product early nodulin-like protein 19. The transcript is spliced from 2 exons. Lineage: Eukaryota; Viridiplantae; Streptophyta; Magnoliopsida; Malpighiales; Salicaceae. The coding region runs from base 106 to 627 and encodes 173 amino acids. Gene Ontology annotation, molecular function: electron transfer activity. Gene Ontology annotation, cellular component: plasma membrane. The record is from RefSeq and is a predicted model, not a curated record.
CCCUAGUCAAGUGUAGUAAAAAAGGUGCUCUUUGUCAUCCUCACUCACUAACUCUUCACUGUCCAAGAAAAGAAAGUAGCCGAGAACCAAACAAGUCACUGUGAAAUGGUGUCCAGCUCAGCUCGGCUCAUCUUCUUUUGCUUCUUCAUCCUCUUCUCCGCCAUUGCUACCACCGCUACUGACCACAUUGUUGGUGCUAAUAAAGGCUGGAACCCUGGAAUCAACUAUACUCACUGGGCGAACAACCACACCUUCUAUGUUGGUGACCUUAUCUCUUUUAGGUACCAAAAGACACAGUACAAUGUCUUUGAAGUGAACCAGACUGGUUAUGACAACUGUACAACAGAAGGAGCAGUAGGCAACUGGACUAGUGGCAAAGAUUUCAUACCUCUUAACAAGGCCAAGAGAUACUACUUCAUUGGUGGGAAUGGGCAGUGUUUCAAUGGCAUGAAGGUUACUAUUCUUGUUCACCCUUUGCCACCACCACCAACAACAUCUGCUACCAUGGCUGCUAACGUGAAAUCCUCAGAUUCUGCAGCUCCAUUGGUUUUCCAUAAGGGGUUGGUGGGCUUGAGGGCUUUGGUUUUGGCAGUUGCUUCAAUUUGGUUUGGAUCUGGUUGGAUCUAGUAGCUAGAUGGUUAGUGAUUUAAUUUGGUGGUUGAAAAGCUCAUUGGAACUGUAUUAAUUCUGGUUUUCCCCCUCUCGUUACUCAAUUUUUCUUGUAUUCUCUUUUUGGAUGUUAUAUCAUCUAGAUUUCUUGAAAUAUCUGAAUCUUUCUUUCUUUUUUGGCCA